Molecule: messenger RNA, 3133 nt
Organism: Nannospalax galili (Upper Galilee mountains blind mole rat)
Lineage: Eukaryota; Metazoa; Chordata; Mammalia; Rodentia; Spalacidae
Gene: Parpbp
Product: PARP1 binding protein
Exons: 11
Coding region: 81-1817 (578 amino acids)
Biological process (GO): negative regulation of double-strand break repair via homologous recombination
Cellular component (GO): chromatin
Source: RefSeq, a predicted model, not a curated record
UCCCGCGAGAUUUGAAAUGAAGCCGCUUCGAUUCAAACUUGAAGGGCUGGAUCCACUCCUCCAGGUCUCCGCGCCAGAGAAUGGCUGUGCUUAAUCAGACGUCUGUCUUGGACAUGAUUAAAGAGUUUAGAAGGAAUUGGCAUGCUCUCUGUGGCUCUGAGAGAACCACUCUCUGUGGUGCAGACUCCAUGCUUUUGGCCCUGCAGCUCUCCAUGGCAGAAAACAACAAACAGCAAAAUGGAGAAUUUACAGUCUCUCUCAGUGAUGUCUUACUGACAUGGAAAUACUUACUACAUGAGAAACUGAACUUGCCCAUUGAAAGUAUGAAAGUGGUUGACCACUAUGAAGACAUUAAGAAGACUUACAAUGAUUUCUUGAAGAAUAGUAAUAUGCUAGAUCUGAUUGAUGUUUAUAAAAAAUGCAGGACUUUGAUGUCUGAUUGUGAAAAAAAUAACACGAUAUCCUCUAUUGAACUCUGGGACUUUCUGUCUGGCAAAGAGUUUGCAGUAGAUGAUGAAACUAAUAUUCAUGUGCCAACAUCACCAGUGAAAUGCCACCAGGAUGAUGAAAAGGUACGUCUAUUAGCAAAGAAGAUUUUCUUUUCAUAUUUGAACCUACUAGUGAAUUCAAAGAAUGACCUGGCUCUGGCUCAUAUUCUCAAUAUUCCGGAUAGAGGACUGGGAAGAGAUGCCUUCACCAAUUUGAAACAUGCGGCUCGAGAAAAACAGAUGUCUAUCUUUUUGGUGGCCACAUCAUUUAUUAGAACAUUAGAGCUCGGAGGGAAAGGCUAUGCACCCUCACCAUCAGAUCCGUUACGGGCACAUGUGAAAGGAUUGUCAGAGUUGAUUCAUUUUAUUGACAAGUUAGAUGAAAUUCUUGGAGAAAUACCAAAUCCAAGCCUUGCAGGGGGUCGGAUACUAUCCGUGAUAAAGAUGCAGCUGAUCAAAGGCCAAAGCAGUGGGGAUCCCUUUUAUAAAGCAGUAGAAGAAGUUGUUGAAGAUUUGCAUUUGAGGAUUAAAAACAUUAUCAGUUCUGAACAAGAUGUAGCUGUUAGCACCACUGACAUCAGUCCUGCACGGCCAAAAUCUCAUGCCAUAAACCACGGCACUGCAUACUGUGGCAGAGAUACUGUGAAAACUUUACUGGUUCUUUUGGAUGAAGAAGCAGCCAGUCCUCCCACGAGAAAUAAAGCAGAUCUUUUAUAUGAUGAUGAAAGCACAGUUCAUCAUGCUGGGACUUCUGUUCUUACACUUUUUAGGUCUCCCACACAAGUGACCAAUGCACCAAUUAAACCGCUAAGAGAACGCAUCCAUAAGUCAAUGCAAGAGGAAAAAUUUAAGAUGAAACAAACCUUAAUCAGAUCACAGUUUGCUUGUACUUAUAAAGAUGACUGUGUGAUGGGCAAGGGAAAAUGGAAUGCCAAUUCAUCCUCAAAGCCAUUGUGUGCUCUUUACUUGGAAAGUGACCUCUCCGCAGAAGGUACACAUUCAUCUGUUGGAAGAACAAAAGUUGACACAAGCUCUGAAAAUGUGCAUUUGGACCAAAGUGAGAUUAACAGACUAUCAAGAAAAUCAAGUAGUCAUACAGUAAAUAAAAGCUCAAAAAGGAAACAGGUAGAUCUGGACAGAGAAAAUAUUCACUGUGAUGAUGGAAGUGUACUAGGUCAGCGUAAAAAUAUUAAGAUACCUAAAACCUCAAACGAUUCACAGAAGAAAUUAGGUAGCAAACUAACCAAAGUGGAAAAAGGCAGUAGGUGUACUGCCAAGGACAAACUGAUUGCAGGCCAGACCAAGUUAACUCAGUUUUUUAGGCUAUGAUUUUGUUUUCUAUAUACUUUAGAUUUAUGUAUGUAUAAAAUGAUUCAACAAAGCCAAGUUUUCAAAGAUCAAGAUGUACAUUUUGAUACUUUGUUAUUUUGAGAAGUAUAUGUAAGACUCACAUGUUAACCAUUGUUCAAAAAUGACCAGUAAGUCAUAAUUAUGCAGAAUUUUCACAAAGUUUAAUGCACAAAACAAAGCAUAUCAUUUAGGUCAUGACAUAUCUUAAUACUAGUUUCCUUUACAACAGACAUUUAGAAUAAUAAACAAGUUAUAUUAACAUUAAGGGCUUUUCUCUCCAGUUGCAAUUAAUUGUUUUUUAUCUUCUGAAAAGAUGAUGUGGACCAACAGGCAUCAGACUUGCCAACAAGGUCGGUAGACUCUUCCCAGCAUACACCUGAGCACUGAAAGGGAAAAAAAAGAUUGACUUGUUUAAAGAACUAUAACACAGCCUUACCGAUCAAUUCUAAGAUUCUCUAUACUGUUUUUGACUUUAAAAAUAACUUAGAUACACGUUUAUGUGAAGAAACAACCUUUUUAGGUAGGAUCCCUUCUUUAGGAUGGGGAAAUGACCUGGCAUGUAUAAAAAAUUAAAAAAAAAACAUAGACCUAUUAUUAUAACUAAUUCUGAAUGGACCAAAAUUACAAUUACUAGAUUAUUUUUAAUUUUACAUUUCGACAGGGGUCAUUUACUAUCUAGUGGAUUUGAACCAUGGUCUUAUUUGAUUUUUUUUAUAAGAUCCAAAUCAGUUAAGCUCAGAGCUCUUUUUAUGUAAGAAGUGAAUAUUAAAAAGGCUACUCACUGUCAAAAUCUCUCCUUCCUAUUGGAAAUUUAGCUGAGUUUUCUUCAUCCCCAAUUUCUCUCUUUUCUUGUGUUAAUUCAGUAUUCUGAACUCCAUUCUCAGCUGGAAAAGCUACUGAUCCUUUCAGUGCAAGAUAAGGUUUGAUAGCCAGGUUCAGUGGCAGACCAUGAUUUAUGAAAUUAUGUUUGGAGCCUGUGUUCUGUAAAGAGAAGGUUAAUUUGUAUUUUAGCUGUCUUCUUCAGAAUAGAGCUAUCAUAUAAUCGUCUAACAUCCUUAAUGAUCAAUUUAAAGAUGCUCUGUACUGUUUUUGCCUCUAAAAAUAACAGGUACAAGUUUAUUGGGAGAAACAACCUUUUUAGAUAAGAUCCCUUCUUUAGGAUGGGGAAUCCUGUGUUAUAUAUCUUAAUGCAUAUUGGGACUAUAUUUGCAUGCAUUUUUAUUUAUAAAAAUAUCAAUUUUGUAUUAGAUUUUAUAAGUCAUUUAUAUUUCCAUUUCAAUAAAAGAUAUGCUACA